AGGGAUAUAUAUACGGAGGCUCCACCCCGCCGUGACUCAUUCUACUCCUGUCACAAAUUUAGGAUUUGAGAUUUAGAACGCCGGUGAGGCACGCGAGAUCGAGGUCAUGGCUUUCUAGGGCCGCGUGGAUCACGGAGGAAAACUAGCGUGUAUUGCACGCUGCAACAGAACAAGCAAGAUGGAGUCCUCUUUUGCCACCACCACCACCACCACCACUAUCCUUGUCUGCAGGAGCAGAGGCACGUCUUGCCUGCUACGUACAAAUCCUGCACUGAAUCUGAGUGAUCACCAAUACAAUGUCUCUGCUGGCAGCACUGACCCUGGACCUGGACCUGACCAUGAUCCCAGCUAGCACCAUGUCCUGCAGGCCGGAGCUGCUCAAGCACCGGCUGCCCCAUGCCGGUCACAGUGAGCUGCUACCUGGACCUGUGGAUCAGGGCUUUGCCCUCGGCAUGGAGCGCCCAGUGCUAACAGGCGAUGGCUUCUCAGACUGGAUGACGGAACGCACAGACCUGGCCACGCUCCUGAGUGUGUCAGGGGAGUCCUCGCCACUCUCACUGCCCUCUCCUCCUGCUCCGGACCUGGAGGCCAUGGCCUCACUGCUCAAAAAAGAGUUGGAGCAGAUGGAGGAUUAUUUCUUGGAGGAAACUCUCUCACCUGAUCAGGUAGCACCCAGCACCCCUCCCUCUGAUGGGAAUUUUCACUUUCCUUUUGGUGAUGGCUUCCAUUCACUGGACCACCACCACAGUACACCUGCACCCUUGCAAACCUUGGAUUCAAGUUGCUUAGAAUUGUUGGAGCUCUAUGGUGGGGAAACGCCUGCUGAGCUCCCCCUGCAGGGCAAUGAAUUAUGUGCCUCAGUUCAGCAGUCACUUGUGCUAACGCCUAAAGGGGAUCGACGCCAGAAGAAGAGAGAUCAGAACAAGACAGCAGCCCUGCGAUACCGUCAGCGUAAACGAGCUGAACACGAAGCAUUGGGGGAUGAGUGCCAGGCCUUGGAGGCACGCAAUCGCGAUCUGCGAGAGAAAGCAGAAUCUAUUGAGAGAGAGAUCCAGUACGUCAAGGACCUGCUCAUUGAAGUAUACAAGGCACGCAGUCAGCGCUUGCGUACCACCCCCUAGAGGCAAGGAAUUCUCCCUCUACCCUCAUGAAAGGAAAAGUUCAUGUGGGGGAGGGCGAUGGAACAGCGUAUAUAGAACAGAACAAGCAUGUUAGAAAUUAUGUUUGGGAAAUGUUGGCACUUAGUAGCCUGCAUUACCCUUUGGGGUAGGAGAUAGCGUGUAAUGCAAGACAGAUGCAGAGCUGUAGAGAAAAGGAAUGAUGUAGGAAGGAGAGAGUGAAUCUAGUUUGAAAGAAAUUGUAGGAAUGAGCUAAGAUUAGCCAGUUUGUGGCCACUACUGGGAUUAUCAGGGAAAGGUGUAUUGGAAUGGUGUUCCCCCCCCCAACCUAGACAACAGUCCUGAAGCUGUGUAAUAGCUUUUUUUAUGUACACUUUAUAGAAUUUAAGCUACCUGUACCUAACUAUGCACUAAUAAACACUUAUUUUAAACACUU
Crotalus tigris (Tiger rattlesnake) is the source of this 1554-nucleotide messenger RNA. It is a transcript of the gene ATF5, whose product is annotated as activating transcription factor 5. Gene Ontology annotation, cellular component: nucleus. Gene Ontology annotation, biological process: regulation of transcription by RNA polymerase II. Lineage: Eukaryota; Metazoa; Chordata; Lepidosauria; Squamata; Viperidae. Bases 297 to 1121 code for a protein of 274 amino acids. The transcript is spliced from 3 exons. Gene Ontology annotation, molecular function: RNA polymerase II transcription regulatory region sequence-specific DNA binding; DNA-binding transcription activator activity, RNA polymerase II-specific. The record is from RefSeq and is a predicted model, not a curated record.